UUUUGGCCAGAGGCACAGCUGAUUGUAGGGGCUUUUGGCCCUCCUUGAUUUUGGCAGGCGCUUGUCCUUGUGGAAAGUCGGACUUAUUUGGAAAAGAGGGAGUUGCCAGGCGGAAGAGAACACUUGGCUUAACAUUGCAGUAGCCUACUUGAACUUUAAAAUCCGAAGCUCUCGCUGUACGUUUACUCUAGGCAUGUGUUAAAAUUACAGUAUAACUAGCCUAUCUAAAAACCGAGCUGACAAGACAAGGAAUUUGUUGACGGAAAGUUAGCCUAUCAGCAUAAUAGCCAUCCCUCGGGAAAGCGCUGGAGUGCUGUCAUUGCGUCAGCGCACUUUUCCCCUCGCAAUUGCUGGGCCUACUUCUGGAGGACUAGACAUCACUGGACCUCACAUCACUUCUCUAACACGGUCCGUCUCUACAGCAAAUGUUUGGCUCUCCACCUCUAUCCAGCAUCUGACCUGCAAUUUCUGUGACAGACAGAGGCGUCCCCGGUAUAGCCAGCUGAAGCGUCCCUCCCAGUGUGUUCUUGUGAGGAGGAUGGAGACGAACCCCAUUCCCGUGGUAACGGUCCAAACGAGCCCGUUCGAUGACCAGCGGCCUGGUACCAACGGGCUGCGGCGGAAGACGGAGGUGUUCGAGGGCAAGAAGAACUACCUGCAGAACUACAUCCAGAGCUUACUGUCGUCAAUCGACCUGAGGGACCGCCAGGGAUGUACCAUGGUGGUGGGCAGCGACGGACGCUACUUCAGCCGAGCCGCCACCGAGAUUAUUGUGCAGAUGGCCGCCGCAAACGGGAUUGGCCGUCUGGUGAUUGGCCACAACGGCCUCCUGUCCACCCCUGCUGUGUCCUGCAUCAUCAGGAAGAUCAAGGCCAUUGGUGGAAUCAUCCUGACAGCCAGUCACAACCCAGGAGGCCCCGGGGGAGACUUUGGGGUCAAAUUCAACGUGGCCAAUGGAGGCCCAUCUUCGGACACAGUGAUGGAGAAGAUUGCCCAGGUGAGCAGGACGCUGGAGGAGUACACCAUCUGUCCUGACCUCCGCAUUGAUCUGGCCAGACUGGGACGCCACGACUUUGACCUGGAGAACAAGUUCAAACCAUUCAGAGUUGAGAUAGUGGACUCAGUGGAGGUGUACCUCAACCUGCUGAGAACCAUCUUUGACUUCAGCGCCAUCAAGAGCCUUCUGACAGGACCUGAACAGCUGAAGAUACGCGUAGACGCCAUGAAUGGAGUGAUGGGUCCGUAUGUGCGGCGUAUCCUGUGUGAUGAGCUGGGGGCUCCUGCCAACGCUGCCGUCAACUGUGUCCCCCUGGAGGACUUUGGGGGCCGGCCUCCAGAGCCCAGCCUCACAUAUGCAGCCCCAUUGGUCGAUGCCAUGAAGGGUGGAGACUUUGGCUUCGGAGCUGCGCUCGAUGCAGACGGGGACCGGUAUAUGAUCCUGGGUGAGAAUGGUUUCUUUGUGAACCCGUCAGACUCCUUGGCUGUCAUGGCUGCAAAUCUCUCCUGUAUCCCCUACUUCAGACAGCUGGGGCUUAGGGGCUUCGCUAGGAGUAUGGCAACCAGCACUGCCCUAGACAGGGUGGCCAAAGCCCUGAAGGUGACGCUGUAUGAGACUCCUACAGGCUGGAGGUUCUUUGGGAACCUGAUGGACUCUGGGAGGUGCUCGCUCUGCGGAGAGGAGAGCUUCGGGACAAGUUCAGACCACAUCCGUGAGAAGGAUGGUCUGUGGUCGGUGCUGGUGUGGCUGUCCAUCAUGGCUGUCAGGAAACAGGGCGUGGAGGAAAUCGUCAAGGACCACUGGGCCAAGCUCGGACGCAACUACUUCUGCAGGUUUGACUAUGAAGGCGUGGACCCCAGAGCUGCAUUCUACCUGAUGAGAGACUUGGAGGGGGUGAUCACAGACAAGGCCUUUCUUACCCAGAAGUUUGCUGUGGGGACUAACGUCUACAGUGUAGAGCGGGCUGAUAACUUUGAGUACAUCGACCCUGUGGACGGAACCGUGGUCCGCAACCAGGGUCUGCGGAUCGUCUUCACAGAUGCGUCCCGCCUGGUCUUCCGUCUGAGUGGGAGUGGGGGAGGGGCCGGGGCCACAGUCCGGAUCUACGCAGAGAGCUUCGAGAGAGAUCCCGAGAGACAUAACAGAGAAACUCAGGCGGUGCUGGGUCCCCUCAUCGCCAUUGCCCUGAAGAUCUCUGACAUCCACGAGAGAACAGGACACCGCGGCCCCACCGUCAUCACCUGAGCUCUGCUCCACUGCCCACACACACACACACACACACACACACACACACACACACACACACACACACACACACACCACCUGAGUGCUCCCCCCACAAACACACACAAACAUCUAUGGCCAAGUCCCUAAGGCCACACCGUCCUGCUUGUUGCCACACCUGGGGCCAAUAGUAAGCCAGAGCUACAUGUAUUCUUUCUCUCUCUCUCUCUCAAAAUGUAAGAUAUUAUGUAGUCUGCAAAGAAAAGAAGCAAACUGUUUCUUUCAGCGGUUGAUAAACAACAUUUGUUCAUAUAAGGCUUCUGUUAUGAAAGUUGUAUUUUCUGGAUGCAUGAAAUUACCACUGUACAGCUACAAAGCAUGUGCCUUUAUCUGUGUGUGUGUGUGUGUGUGUGUGUGUGUGUGUGUGUGUGUGUGUGUGUGUGUGUGUGUGUGUGUGUGUGUGUGUGUGUGUGUGUGUGUGCCUGAUCAUUAUAAAGUUGACAGACAGAAUUAAAAGGGAGAAGUCAAUUUUUCAUACACCAUACAUGCCCCGAAUACAACGCUUACUUACAAGCCCUUAACCAACAAUGCAGUUCAAGAAAUAUAUAUAUACACUGCUCAAAAAAAUAAAGGGAACACUUAAACAACACAAUGUAACUCCAAGUCAAUCACACUUCUGUGAAAUCAAACUGUCCACUUAGGAAGCAACACUGAUUGACAAUAAAUUUCACAUGCUGUUGUGCAAAUGGAAUAGACAAAAGGUGGAAAUUAUAGGCAAUUAGCAAGACACCCCCCAAAACAGGAGUGAUUCUGCAGGUGGUGACCACAGACCACUUCUCAGUUCCUAUGCUUCCUGGCUGAUGUUUUGGUCACUUUUGAAUGCUGGCGGUGCUCUCACUCUAGUGGUAGCAUGAGACGGAGUCUACAACCCACACAAGUGGCUCAGGUAGUGCAGUUCAUCCAGGAUGGCACAUCAAUGCGAACUUUGGCAAAAAGGUUUGCUGUGUCUGUCAGCUUAGUGUCCAGAGCAUGCAGGCGCUACCAGGAGACAGGCCAGUACAUCAGGAGACGUGGAGGAGGCCGUAGGAGGGCAACAACCCAGCAGCAGGACCGCUACCUCCGCCUUAGUGCAAGGAGGUGCACUGCCAGAGCCCUGCAAAAUGACCUCCAGCAGGCCACAAAUGUGCAUGUGUCAGCAUACGGUCUCACAAGGGGUCUGAGGAUUCCAAAGCUGCUACCACCACUUUAUGUUUUUCUGCUCUUUAUUAGACAGCCCGUUGUUGCCCUUUGUGAUAGGAGUAAGCCAUAGAUGUACUUCAUUUGUUUUUGUUUUUUAUCCAAAUAAAUGUGUAUCUUUUGUGUGUAA
Messenger RNA from Salvelinus fontinalis (brook trout), 3587 nucleotides. RefSeq names its product phosphoglucomutase-like protein 5. Gene Ontology annotation, molecular function: phosphoglucomutase activity; magnesium ion binding. Gene Ontology annotation, cellular component: adherens junction; cytosol; cell-substrate junction. NCBI's taxonomy places the organism in Eukaryota, Metazoa, Chordata, Actinopteri, Salmoniformes, Salmonidae. The coding region runs from base 539 to 2242 and encodes 567 amino acids. The transcript is spliced from 11 exons. The record is from RefSeq and is a predicted model, not a curated record. Gene Ontology annotation, biological process: carbohydrate metabolic process; myofibril assembly; striated muscle tissue development.